Messenger RNA from Phlebotomus papatasi, 2730 nucleotides. RefSeq names its product CCR4-NOT transcription complex subunit 6-like (gene twin). Lineage: Eukaryota; Metazoa; Arthropoda; Insecta; Diptera; Psychodidae. The coding region runs from base 311 to 1954 and encodes 547 amino acids. The transcript has 7 exons. The record is from RefSeq and is a predicted model, not a curated record. Gene Ontology annotation, molecular function: protein binding; poly(A)-specific ribonuclease activity. Gene Ontology annotation, cellular component: cytoplasm; nucleus; CCR4-NOT complex. Gene Ontology annotation, biological process: nuclear-transcribed mRNA poly(A) tail shortening.
ACUCCGGAGACGACAGUUGGUGUUGCCAGUGGUGAAAUCGUGGUACCGCAUUCAAGAGGAUUUUUGUGCGAUUAUUGUGUGGAAAAAAAAUAUUGGCAAUUUUGUCGCCUUUAUCCGGGAAAUUGCAGGAAAAAUCGCGUGUUGAAGUGAAAAGUGUGUGUUUGACCGUCGGUACUGUGCCUCAGUGGGGGUGAAAAGUGUGUAUUUUGUCAAGUGGAUAGCGCACAAGAAGGUGGAUAGCGGAUUGACGCAACAUUUUCUCUUCGAUUUCUUCGCAGCUGAAAAAGUAGAUGAAGGCAACAUCUACAAAAUGUCACGAAACAAAGAUAAAUAUGAAAACAAUAACCCAAGGAGGCAGACUGUAUUUCUAUCACCUGAAGAUAUUGCAGCAGGUCGAAAGACAAAUUGGCAGGCGGUCGAGAUAACAGGCAAUGUGCGGAACUUGAGUCCGUCACUGUGGCAAUUUGAACAUCUAACAGCCCUCUAUCUCAAUGACAACAAUCUCCUCCGCUUGCCAUCCGACAUUGGACAAUUGGCCAAUCUCAAGACCCUCGAUCUGUCCAGCAAUAAAUUGAGAAGUUUGCCAGCUGAACUUGGGGAUCUCAUUCAAUUGAGGGAACUUUUAUUGAAUCACAACUUUUUGCGUGUUUUACCGUAUGAAAUUGGAAAAUUGUUUCAUUUACAUGUUUUGGGGUUGCAUGGAAACCCACUGGGAAAAGAUAUUCUGUCCAUUUACAAUGAACCAAAUGGAACACAAAAGCUACUUACAUUCAUGUUGGACAAUCUAACAGUGAGUGCAGGACCUCCGCCUCAGCGUCCAUGGAUUCCAUUAGCUCGUCCUAAUCGUACUCGACCAGCAUGUAUAUUCACCGUAAUGUGCUACAAUGUACUCUGUGACAAAUAUGCGACUAGACAAAUGUAUGGCUAUUGCCAGAGUUGGGCUCUCGGAUGGGAGUAUCGGAAAAAGGCAAUUUUGGAUGAGAUUCGCCACUAUUCUGCCGAUAUUAUUAGUCUACAGGAAGUGGAGACAGAUCAGUUUUACAAUUUCUUCAAGCCAGAACUCAAAAAUGAUGGCUACGAGGGAAUUUUCUCGCCAAAAUCUAGAGCCAAAACGAUGGCAGAGAAUGAAAGAAAAUACGUAGAUGGAUGUGCUAUUUUCUACAGAGCGUCGAGAUUUUCACUGAUAAAAGAGCACCUGGUGGAAUUCAAUCAGUUGGCAAUGGCAAAUUCCGAAGGAUCGGAUAAUAUGCUGAAUCGUGUGAUGCCAAAGGACAACAUUGGCCUGGCAGCGUUACUCAAGGUGAAGGAGUCAGCGUGGGAAGGUCUAACGCCUGAAGCUGCCCAACUAGCCCAACCAAUUCUCGUUUGUACGGCCCACAUUCAUUGGGACCCAGAAUUCUGUGAUGUCAAACUCAUUCAGACCAUGAUGCUCAGCAAUGAGCUGAAAAGUAUUCUGGAUGAGGCGGGUCAUAGUUUUCGGCCGGGUCACAAAUUUGAUAGCAACAAUGUGCAGCUUCUGCUAUGUGGAGACUUUAAUUCGUUACCGGAUUCAGGAGUGAUAGAAUUUCUGAGUUCGGGUCGGGUGUCCAUGGAUCAUCAGGAUUUUAAGGAGCUGGGUUACAAAUCAUGCCUGCAACGCCUAUCCGGUAGUGAUACACCAAAUGAAUUUACGCAUUCCUUCAAAUUGGCCUCAGCAUACAGUGAAGACAUUAUGCCCUAUACCAACUACACCUUCGACUUUAAAGGUAUUAUUGACUAUAUAUUUUACACGAGAACGGGGAUGACGCCAUUGGGACUGUUGGGACCUGUAUCGGCAGAUUGGUUGCGUGAAAAUAAAGUUGUAGGCUGUCCACAUCCUCACAUCCCAUCGGAUCACUUUCCGCUUCUUGUGGAGCUGGAAUUGUGGCAUACAGCUAGUUCACAAACACCAAAUGGCCUCAUUGGUCGGAGGUAGCAAUAGAUCGAUGAUAUGUGGCACAAUCACAAUCCUUUCCUUUUGAAUAUACUACAUCAUGCAACAUCUCAAACAUCCACCAAAAGACACACAAACACUGUUCAUUGACACACACAAAAACAUCCCCCCCCCCCCCCCUUCAAAUGCCUUUUGAACCUGCAUCCCCCUUUCCUCCUAUACAUAUAUUUUUUUUGUUGUUAAAUUAUUGAAAAGUAAAAAAAAACAAUAUUGUAUUCAUAUUAAGAUGAAAAUGUGAAAAAUGUCACACGGAAAAAAUAUAUACAAACAAUUUUAGUAAUAUCAAGAACAAAAAAUAUAUUUCGGCUCGAAGGAUCAAAAAUGUAUCUUUCGGAGGCGAUUAACACGGCAACAGAAGUACGUAAACAGCUGAACCUGAUGAAAGAGAGGAAACUUGAGAGGAUUUUUCAUGAGGAAAAAUCAGCAAAACAAGAAAAGAAACAAUAGAAAUGAACAAUGUUUAUCCAAAACUUUCGAAUUGCGUGCAGACAAAAAAUAAACAAAGGACAAGGAGACUACCAUAACCUCAAAAUUUUGACAUGUCAAAAAAUCCCCCGCCAUUUUGAAAUGGCGCUCAAAUCGUGACGUUAGAUGAAAAAUACUGCGCAGACAUCGGAAAAAAAUCCCUUGAAAAAUCCUUCAAGAUUCAUUUUGAGGAGAUAAAACUCGAGGAUUUUCAACAAAAAAACAACCAAAAACCAUCAACAUUCUGCGUGGGAUUAAUUGUACAGAAUCACCAGGUAAAUUUUACAAAGAAA